Messenger RNA from Oppia nitens, 1821 nucleotides. RefSeq names its product dual specificity testis-specific protein kinase 2-like. The record is from RefSeq and is a predicted model, not a curated record. Gene Ontology annotation, molecular function: protein serine/threonine kinase activity; ATP binding. Bases 148 to 1551 code for a protein of 467 amino acids. Gene Ontology annotation, biological process: actin cytoskeleton organization; protein phosphorylation. Gene Ontology annotation, cellular component: cytoplasm; nucleus. The transcript has 6 exons. NCBI's taxonomy places the organism in Eukaryota, Metazoa, Arthropoda, Arachnida, Sarcoptiformes, Oppiidae.
AAUAAUAGUAAUGUAUAAGUGUUCAGAUUGUUAAUCGGUGUCUGUCCGUCAUCCCACGUAUACCGGAGCCGUGCCAUCCAUCCCGGAUCCACACAAACACAUAGACACAUACAUAUAUAUAUAUAUAUAAAGGACACACACGUGCGUAUGUCGUCGCCCGAGUGCGACCACCACACGACGAUGCCUACCGUAAACAAUACGGUGAUGUUGGACACGGCCGCCACCACCACCACUACUGCUAGCCCAGUGCCCAGCGUUAUGAGUGACACUGAAGUGUCGCCGCCGUCGACCCCGACUCUACUGUGCAACGGCUGUAAUGGUCAACACCAUUCGCCGACGUCGAUAACAAUGACAACCAUUCGCCAAGCGGUGUCCCAUUUGACCCGUUUGGACGACUUUAAUGCCAUCAAACUGUCCCAAGGCUUCUUCAGCCAAGUGUUUAAAGUGACGCACAGGACUACCAGGAAAGUCAUGGUACUCAAGAUGAACAAACAGGCAGCCAAUCGAGGAAAUGCCUUAAAAGAGAUUGAAUUAUUAAACAAAUUAAAUCACGAAAAUAUCGUACAAUUUAUGGGUACUGUCGUUCAUGAAGGAGGUUUGCACCCAUUGCUUGAGUACAUCAAUGGAGGCACUCUGGAGAAGCUGAUCCGCCAAUACUAUAAGAUUGAUACCUAUUUUGAUGAAAACAAAAAACUGAUAACAAGGACACCGCAGACAAACGGCACAACAAUUGACAACAAUAUAAAUAAUACGAUAAACUAUUACAACAAUAACAAUAAUAAUAAUCACAAUAACAACUAUACCUACUGUCCGCAACUGUAUCGGCUCAACGAUGUUGACCAGACAUUUGUCCGAAUAGCCGAGGAUGUGGCCCGCGGUAUGGACUACUUACACUCGUUGCACUAUCUGCACCGGGAUCUGACCUCUAAAAACGUAUUCAUACGGGUAUCGCCGCCAAUUACCGACGAUACAGACGAGUACGACGCCGAACCCUAUUUGCAAGCAGUUAUCGGUGACUUCGGUUUUGCCACAGUAGACCCCCAUAAGGACCAGAAGCUGCCAACUGUUGGGUCGCCCUAUUGGUUGGCACCCGAGUGUAUUAAAGGCCAAUGGUAUAACCAUAAAUGUGAUAUAUUUUCCUACGGUGUCAUAUGCUGUGAACUUAAUUGGCGGAUACCAUCCGAUCCCGACUACCUGUGCCGGGACGACAGCUUUUUGAUUAACUUUGACAAACUGCCCGACGGUUCUAAAGAGACACUGUUGGCCCGUUUGGCGAGACUAACAACUCAGAAAAACCCGUCAAUUCGUCCCGAAUUUAGCGAAGUUCUGGAGUUUUUCGAGACGGAGCUAAUGUCCGACAAAAGUCCGUUAAAUAACGCCAAUCGUAUGCGAUAUAUAUUGAAACGAGAGAUGAGCUUACCGUCCAGUGAUUCGAGUCUAGAGUCGGUCACACUUAACGGCGCCGGAGAUAUAUUUGAUCAGCAUUUAAUCCGACGGCGGAACUCACAGAUAGAGCGCAAAUAUUUCAACACAAACGGCUGGCAUAGAUAGCCAUUGCCUACAUCUCCUACCUUAUCGGGACAGUUAUGUCAUUACAAUUUGUGUCAAUCAUCCGCUAAUUUCAUCUCAAUUCAUCCCCAAAUAAAUUUAUUACAAAAAAAAACAUAUUUAACAAACUAAAAGACAAUUAAAUUUUAUGUUUUUUUCUCUGUAUAGCCAGUCAUACCAUUUGAUAUAUCAAUAGUUUUUAUCUUAGAAUAUAUCGUAUAUAUUGUAGAUUUUAAUCAAUUUGUUUGUCCGGAUAUUUUUGUUGUUGAUAUA